Molecule: messenger RNA, 1422 nt
Organism: Desarmillaria tabescens
Lineage: Eukaryota; Fungi; Basidiomycota; Agaricomycetes; Agaricales; Physalacriaceae
Exons: 3
Coding region: 1-1422 (473 amino acids)
Molecular function (GO): glycosyltransferase activity
Source: RefSeq, a predicted model, not a curated record
AUGGUGGCCUCAGCACCGAAACAAAGGUCGUAUGGCAUAUCGGAUUACCUUCGUCUGUCCACAACGAGUAGCGAUACUUCGACAUUGCCAAGUGCGGCAUGGACGCCGCUCAGCUUGAGCACUUGUACGUUUGGCAUGCCCGCUCAUUACGCCCCUUGCGUAAUGAAAAGACUACCUAAGGACGUUGUCUACGCAGAAGAGCUAUUGUAUCCUGCUUUCGAGAUUCGCCAGCCUUACUUUGCAACCGAGGAGCACGAGGAGCGCUGGAAAUACAUGGUGGUGGGUAUCAAAGAACGGGCAGUAUUACAGGAUAACGGUUGGGUGGUGUAUAAAGGACAAUCGGGCCAGAAUUUCGUGUUUAAUAGCGUCUCUUUUAAACAUUCGGUUGAUGGAUAUGACCGCUGGACGGCCGACGCCUGUAUGGGAGGGCUUGUCUCGUCGGAACGACUUCAACCCUUCAAUGCGGCCGAAGUAAUUUGGAAAAAUAACGCCACGACGAUUUAUCGCAACGCCAUGGUUGCCCUUUCGCCUGAUUCGUAUUCUUUCCAACAUCAUCUUGAUCGUAUAACGCACAUUGUCACGCAAGGUGCACACCUCACACUUCGCAGUGAAGUCCCGUUUGUUAUAACAGGCCGCCGUGGGAGUGACUUCGUUCAGCAGCUCUGGGAACGACUAGGAUUUGACGAAGAACACGUCUUGCAUAGUGUCACGGACGAUAUUUAUGCGGAAAGGAUGAUUUUUUCUUGCCGGGCGAUUUUGGUGCACCCUUGGUUGUCCCUCAAGACUCUUGAAACAUUUGGGAUCAAUGUCUUGAGAGUGUCAUCGACGAGAAAUAAGGUUUGUCUAAUAAUGUACAUGUCUCGAUCCAACAGUCGUGCUCAAAAUGGCGGUCGCAAGGUUAUCAAUGAGUCGGCUCUUCUUGAUGCGAUACGGGAACUUCUCGAAGAACGAGGCAAGGGGGAAGAGCUUGUCGUGUUUGACGAGACACGGUAUGGCUCCGCCUCCGAGCUUUUCACGUAUUUCAACGAGAACGUUAUGGCUAUCAUCGGUCCUCAUGGUGGAGCGAUGCAUCAUCAUCGGUGGGCUGCCCGGGGUACUCUCGUUGUGGAGAUGAUGCCGACAACAUUUACGUCGAUGGCGAUAUACGAGGAGGCAUCAGUGCUAUCGCAGACGUAUGCGGUCCUUGUGGUGGAGCCGAGCGAGCUGAAGGGGACGGAUAUGGUCAUCGAUCCGGGACAUGUUUUGAGGAUUCUAAGAGAGCAUUUAGGUGUGAGGAUGCAUAAACCUCAUCAUGCGGAGCAUAUGGGAUUUUUGGCGUUGAGGAAUGGCGGAAAGAGAACAGAUCGUGUUGAGUACGAGUCUUUAGCUGAAGAUCCGCUGAGGAUUAGUUAUCAAUGGGGUAGGCAGGAACUUGGGUUGUAA